AUGAAGGCCGAGCUAGCCAGCGCAGCCUGCCAGGAGCUCGUCAAGCUCACAAGAGCAUGCUGGGCACGCAACGUCGAAAGCUCGGCCUGGCACCGGCUUGUCCUCGAGCUACUCGGUCAGAUACAACCUCGGCCAAAUGCAAAGCUUCAGCCAUGCAUCAUCUCACGUUGUCUGCUCAGCUGGGUGACCUCAUCCAGCCUGUUACCGAGCGCCAUCUUGAGCUAUGCGGCGUUUUGGCUUGCGCAGAGCAAAGCCAAUUUUGAUGUGCUCGUCAAAGAGCUAUGUGGUGUUGUCUCUUCUUGCGACCUCGAAAGCGAACAUUUGUACAACGUCUCGAGCCUCUGUCGACUCCUGCACGCUCAGAAGCUCUCAAAAGUGUCUGCAGACGCGAAUGCACUCAGUCAGCUCGUGAUCGCGACGCGGAACGACGAACAAGCAGUCUACCUUGCCACGCGCCUCAUUCCCUUCUCAGCUAGCCCGGACGCAGAAAGGGGUGCCAUGCGCGCCCUCCUCGCUCUCGAUGAUCGCAAGCUCGAAGGUCUGCAGACCGUCAUACGCGAGGUACCCGGCAUGACAGACACGGCCCCUCUGAAAGAAGAUGCGCCAAGCAUGCCUGUUGCUUUCGAUCCGACGGCUGGCCUCGAGACAAAGAGUGUCGAGCUUCUACUUGAGCUCGGCUCAUCGCCAGAUGCGCAGCUGACCAUUCAUGACAUGAUUGACAGCGCCGUCCAAGGCGCCACAAGCCAGCAAAUUGUGAGGUACUUGCGAAUUCGGACAGCCGUGGACGGCACAAGUUGUAGCGCAGCACUGGCUGAUAUCCUACUGGCCAUGGUGGAAGCUGUCAAUUUCUCUGUCACCGCAUCGUCCACCGAUCGGACAGUAGGAUCUACCCCGACGGUCGUACAACAAUCCUUUGCGCUAUAUGUCUUUGCGCCCCAUUACGCCCAAGCUGCGCAUCUUAUUGCAGGGGAAGAGAGCUCGUCAGCGAUAGCAGAAGCCCUGCAGAUCGUCCAGAGACGGUAUGACGGUGCUCGACCAUUAGAUCCGUUCAUUGGAGACUUGCUAUCACGUAUACAUUUGCACAGCAAUGAAGACAGCUCGACAGAGGCCAAUGCGUUCAGGGAAGCUCUGGCCGGGGCCAGCUACAGCAGCGAAGGUCUAGCAGAGCAAUUCGAUCGCCUUGUGCCUGGCGAGAGCUUGAGAGAUCAGAGAGCCUGCUGCCAGAUCUUGCUCGAUCAGGUCGCACAUGCAGAGGAAGAUGCAGGCUCAAUGUGUAUUUUGCUAGAAGCCCUACUCCUACACCCCCAUUGCCUCGCCAUCCUGUCGCUCCACAUGACGCCAGAUCGGUUGAUUCAGCCUGUCCUGACGCUCCUACGAUCGUUUCAGGCACCGGCAGAAGGCUAUCCGAACGAGCCAGAGAUCUUUGCCGCACUCGUGUCGCUAUUGCAAUGUCUGAUCGCUCGACUUCCAGCCCCGGCCACCGCUCUCGCAGGCGACUAUGCCAUUUCGAGCGAGGUGGUAUCGCCCAGCUCCUUAGACGCGGUCGAUCAAGAAGCGCUCAACGCCUGGAUUGCUGCCCUCUUCGGUAGUGAGGGUAUCUCUGACGAUCUGACGAAUACGACAAAGCCCACACGUCUGCUCGGUCUGGGCACCGUGAUCGUACAGCAGGCUCUGCUAGCAUACGAAAGGGGCAAGCUCUCUCUCGAGUCUGCUAAGAGCGGUCUAUCGUAUUUCUCACAACACCCACUCGUGCACCUUCUGCCCUCAGUCACACGAUUCCUGGUCGAAGAAAAGCAAAGACUGCUGCCGGGUUCGACUGUUCUCAUCGACACGGUGCUCGAGGAUAUCGUGGCGGCCAAUUUGCCUGUUCACGUGCGCAAGCUGGUCGAUGCAGAGCUCGUCGGGUUAUCUUCGACGUCGUUGACGGACCCGAUUGAGCUUCCGAUUCUCAAGGAGCUACUGCUUUCUGCGAUGACAUCUGCGAAUCCGAUAGCAUUUCCGGAUAUUUUGGCUUCCCUCGACAAGAUGCCGGUAGAGCAUGCCAAUCGCAUCAUUCUGCAUGCUUUCUACGACGGGCUCAGGCAUGACGAGAGCACUUCCUUCAUGCGUUUACAGACUGUCAAUCUUGCUCAAGCCUUACUCACCCGACGCACUGGUGAAAGUGCUCUGGCAGACUUGCUCGACGAGUGCUUUACGCCUACUCUCGUCUCGCUUCUGACCUGCACUGUCAUCAACAAGCGACGUCUGCACUUGGUCGUCACCCUCCUCGAUCAUCUGGUGAGAACGAUGGAGAUCGUUGAGCAGCUUCGGAGCGCAAGGACGAGCGACGCAGCAGUGCGGCUUCUUAGUCGAUUAGAUAAGCUAUCAGCGGAAGCUGUAGCGCCAGAGAUUAUGCCUGUCUUGAGGGAGAUCAAGUCACGACUGCAGUAA
Mixia osmundae IAM 14324 is the source of this 2430-nucleotide messenger RNA. RefSeq lists its product as uncharacterized. Gene Ontology annotation, cellular component: mediator complex. Gene Ontology annotation, molecular function: transcription coregulator activity. The coding region runs from base 1 to 2430 and encodes 809 amino acids. Gene Ontology annotation, biological process: regulation of transcription by RNA polymerase II. The transcript has 3 exons. Lineage: Eukaryota; Fungi; Basidiomycota; Mixiomycetes; Mixiales; Mixiaceae. The record is from RefSeq and is a predicted model, not a curated record.